GUGAUCCCAACAGUGAUCAUUCUGAAGUGAAGUAGCAUCAGUGGCAGUGACCAAAAACCAUUUCGUAUCUAAAAAUCGAGAAUCAAUAGUCAUCAUGGCUAAGUUUGUAUUUUUACUCAUUUUAGCUUGUGCUACAUACGUUUGUGCUUAUCCUUCUGAAACAGAUCUGUCGUUUGUUGGAGAAAUACCACCAAAAAGUCGUCAUCCUCGAGCUGCCUAUCAUGAUAGUUUGGGACUCGAAACUCAUGGACACCGCAAUCACGCUCAUCUUGAUGAUGGUCUAGCUCACCAUGACCAUACUCAUGACCAUGGGCAUCACCACGACCAUCUUCAUGACCAUGACGUCCACCACGACCAUCUUCAUGACCAUGACGUCCACCACGACCAUCUUCAUGACCAUGACGUCCACCACGACCAUCCUCAUGAUCAUGAUCAUCACCACGACCAUCUUCAUGACCAUGACAUCCACUACGACGUCCACCACGACCAUUCUCAUGACCAUGGCGUUCACUACAACCAGCAACAUGGCCACGAUCAUCCUCAGCGACCAGGGUUAUUUGGUGCAGUGAUUGAUGCUCUAAGGGGAUAAAUAAAUUAAACUAUCAUUCGAUCUACUGAAUAAAAAUUAUUUUUCAAUGAAUUUUGAUAUUAUCUUUGGAAAUGAAAUUUUUAAAAUAUAGUGGAAUAUUAUUAUUCACCUUUUUGGAAAU
Messenger RNA from Chelonus insularis, 710 nucleotides. Its product is annotated as histidine-rich glycoprotein-like. Lineage: Eukaryota; Metazoa; Arthropoda; Insecta; Hymenoptera; Braconidae. The record is from RefSeq and is a predicted model, not a curated record. The transcript is spliced from 3 exons. The coding region runs from base 95 to 589 and encodes 164 amino acids.